Messenger RNA from Gryllus bimaculatus (two-spotted cricket), 1254 nucleotides. NCBI's taxonomy places the organism in Eukaryota, Metazoa, Arthropoda, Insecta, Orthoptera, Gryllidae. The record is from the annotation of a GenBank genome assembly.
AUGGUGCAGCAAAUAAAGGUGUCCGUGCUUCUGUGGGGCAUCUGCUCAGCGUCGUCCGCCAUGGCGGUGCUGCUGGAGUCACCGCAGCACGCACGCGUCGCGCCCACCGCCGCCGCCCACACCGCCACACCCACCAUGUCCUUCGCGCUGAGGACCCUGGUGACGCUGGCGGAUUAUGGCGACCAGGACGGCCAGUGGGACUCAUCGAGCUUCGAGCAAGCCUUCGCCUCCGCCCCCAGCCGCCGCGCCGACAGCAGAUCUUUCGACGACUUUGCCGGCCCAGCCGCCGCCAUCCCUACUCUUCCCCUCCGCGCCAUCGCCCCUCUUAGUUCUGCGCACUACAACCCUCAGCAAGCGUCCGGCUUCAACGCCGCCUUGGCCGCCACCCCUGCCUACGGCGUCCGCCUCGCCGCUGUGGUGCCCGCCCCGCGCCCCGCCAACAUCCCGGCGCCCACCUCCUACCUGCCCUCCCCAUCCGCGUAUCCCGCGGCCUACCCCAAGGUCGUGAAGUCAGUCCCCGGUGCGGGAGCAGUGCUCUUCCGGGCCGCGCCAGACGGCGCUUUGCCGCUGCAGCAACCGGGCCACGCGGCGCCCUUCUACCCCCCGCGUGCCGCGGCCACCGGCGUCUCCGGCACGCGCUUCUCUUCGCUGCACGCGACUAGCCGCGGUGCGGGCGGCGGUUUGGGCAGCAGCUCUCUCUCCUCGAGCCAGCGCGCGGCGCCCGCUUCCGCCCCCGCCCCGCAACGGGACGCCGUGGACUUGCGUGGCUUUGACUUCGGCUUCGGCAGCGAGCUCUCCAGCUCGGCCGGAGGCAGCGGCGGCUUCCACUUCGGCUCCGAGCAGUUUUAAGAGUCUCCCCGCGCCCCGCUGCGUUGCGCGGACACUUACGCUCGGAGAAGACUCGUGGGUUUGUGAUGAACAGUAAUGAAUUCAGGUUACAAUAUUUGCAGGUUGCUCAGCGUUUGAGACAAAGCAGAAUUCGUAGAGAUAUUGAUUUCUUUGUAGUAGUUCGACGCUAUAGAUAAUGAGAGAGGAUGUGAUGGUUUGUGAUUAUUCUGAUGAUGGUACUGAUAUUGUGAAUUUCUAUUUAUUCAUAUGGAUACUGAUAAUUUCCCGAGUCAUGUCAGUUGAGCUUAUGCUCUUGAUCUCAAAUCAUAACUUUCCAGUGCGAUCGCUGGAAGAACUGUAAUAAGUUGAGUGAUACGCUUCUUUGUCUAUAAAACUUGAUUUACAUUGCCAUUAUACCGCUUUUAA